AUGAAUGACUCCGCAUUGGAAACCGAGUUCAGGAAGACCAUCCGCACCAGGGAGUUCAAUCGCGCCGAGAAUAGUUCGGCGCUCAAAAGGCGAGAUAGUAUGCGGAGAGACCUCGAACAUGACAACAGGGACAGCGACGAUUCCUGUCGCGAGGGCUCUAGGGCAGGAUCGUUAGAACCGAGAAAUGGCGACGACUCCUCAUAAAUAGCUGAUUAAAGUUGUAAACUCAAGCGCGAAUAAAGAAGCUGCGCUUUGUCAGACACCUUACUUCUUGGCAACCCUUAUCUGAUCUUUUUUUUAUCACAAGUAAAGGAACCUCUCCUUCGUCUUGAUAUGUGCAAAAAUAUCAAAUAUGGGCCGAUUUUCUAGGACAGCCG
Messenger RNA from Sphaeroforma arctica JP610, 377 nucleotides. RefSeq lists its product as hypothetical. The record is from RefSeq and is a predicted model, not a curated record. The coding region runs from base 1 to 204 and encodes 67 amino acids. The transcript has 4 exons. Lineage: Eukaryota; Ichthyosporea; Ichthyophonida.